Messenger RNA from Cololabis saira (Pacific saury), 3122 nucleotides. It is a transcript of the gene bag3, whose product is annotated as BCL2 associated athanogene 3. Gene Ontology annotation, molecular function: protein-folding chaperone binding; adenyl-nucleotide exchange factor activity. Gene Ontology annotation, cellular component: cytoplasm; nucleus; cytosol. The record is from RefSeq and is a predicted model, not a curated record. The transcript has 4 exons. Bases 31 to 1902 code for a protein of 623 amino acids. Gene Ontology annotation, biological process: muscle cell cellular homeostasis; negative regulation of striated muscle cell apoptotic process; protein stabilization. Lineage: Eukaryota; Metazoa; Chordata; Actinopteri; Beloniformes; Belonidae.
AUCUUUAAAGCGUGCGUCGCCGCUAUAAAAAUGUCUCAAUACAGGUCGGCGAGCAACAACAUGAACGCCAUGAAGACACGCUCGCCGCCUACUCUCACUACCAUGGCCGGCGGGAGCGACAGCGAGCCGCUGCCGCUCGGCUGGGAGGUGAAGAUCGACCCGCACACCGGCUGGCCGUUCUUCGUGGACCAUAAUAACCGCUCCACCACCUGGAACGACCCGAGGCACGACGGCAGGAAGAGUAGAGAAGUAUCAGCAAAUGGACCUAAUGUACCACCAGAACCGAGUCCUCAGGAGACGCAGAAGACCUUCGUGAGGGAGAUGAAGCACCCCAUUCUCCGUCCAGGUUACGUUCCCAUCCCAGUCUUCCACGAGGGUGCUGAACUGAGGCAGCAGCCGCAGCAUCCAUGUUUCUCCUACAUCCAGCCAAGCACAGUUCAGUCUGUCCGAACAGAUGGGCCGACUCCUUCCCAGACGCCAGGGCUUCCAGUCAGGCCCGUCUCCCCUCUACAUGCACCCUUGGACAGCUGCAGUCCUGAGCCUAGAAAGACCAGCUCACCUGUGUCACAGACAACAGAGGUUUACACUGUCCCACACCACCAGCCUUCGCGCCCCAGCAGCACUGGUCUCCAGGCCGGAUACAUCCCCAUCCCCGUGAUCCAUGAGGGUGGUGGAGGGGGCCUGCCACAAUCUCAGUUUAAUCCUGCCGUCUACUCCCAGCGUGUUCCCUACACGGAGCAUCAGCAGCCUUUCCAUCGCCUUCAGACAGACGAAUGGCCCAAUUACUCUGUUGCAAUGCAGCCAUCCCGAGAAAGAUCAUCUCCAACCACGUUUCCCCAGCAUCGUGAGGCUGCUUCCGUUCACAUCCCUCCCUACGUUAGAAGCCAGUCGCCGACUGUAACGCAGGUGAUGGGGGAGAGACCGCAGGCUCAGCAGCAUGUCAUCACGAGAGAUCAGCCUCCGAAAAUGGAACCGGAGCAACAAAUCACACAGCAGAAACCCGAGAGCACACCGGUUCCCCAAACGCUACACACGGAAGCUGAAAUCCAAAGGCCUCAGCAACCGCAACAUAUCCAGCAGCCUGCUCAGUUCCAGCAACCGCAACAUAUCCAGCAGCCUCCUCAGUUCCAGCAGCCUCCUCAGUUCCAGCAGCCUCCUCAGUUCCAACAGUCUCCCCAGUUCCAGCAGCCUCCGUUUCAGCAGCCUCCUCAGUUCCAGCAGUCUCCCCAGUUCCAGCAGCCUCCGUUUCAGCAGCCUCCUCAGUUCCAGCAGCCUCCUCCGUUUCAGCAGCCUCCCCAGUUCCAGCAGGCACCAUGUCAGAUUCAGCUUCAGCAACCCGAACAGUCGCAGCCGCAGCCGCAGCCGCAGCCGCAGCCGCAGCCGCAGCCGCAGCCCCAGAAGCCAGAACAACCACAGCAUCAUGUUGCAGAUAUCACAGUUCAAAUACCUCAUAAACCAGAAGUCCCGGAGGUGCCGGCUGCCCCCGUAGAAGUCCCACCUGUAAAGGCAGAGGUUGAUCAGGCUGCUGCUGCUGAGCACCCAAUCCAUCCAGGCCUCGUCAAAGUACAGCAGAUAGUCGGACGAGUCGCUAAACUGGAGCAGGAGGUUAAAUGCUUCGACGGGAGGAAGAAUGGGAAGAAAUACUUGUUGUUGGAGGAGCUGUUGACCAAAGAGCUCUUAGCGCUGGACUCUGUGGACCCAGAGGGUCGCGUUGACGUACGGCAGGCGAGACGGGACGGAGUCCGUCGCGUUCAGACCAUACUGGAGGAACUGGAGCAGCUGGAAGACGAGCCAGCUAGACCCAUCAGUGCAACUCCCAUGGAAGGAGACAACCUGGCACUGAAGGGAGAGCCGAGCAUGAUCACCAAGGAGAAUGUUGAGAUGUCAAGGGAAAUAUCGUAAUGACUGCACACUUCGUAAUACAGAGGAGAGUAUGAUUAUUUGUUGUAUAUUUGAUAGUGCUGCUCUGGCUCACUCUCCAACUCCACUACAUACAGCGUUUGUAGAAGUUGCAUGCAUUGAUUAACAGUGUUGGUAUGUUCAUUCUGCACAUCAGUGAUGAUCAGCUCAGUUGUCAGAGCCAUUGUCGUUGCCUUCUAUGUCGUACCGAUGUCUUCAUAAUUAGACUGCAGUCAUGAGGAAGAUGUUGACAGAAGUAAGUAGGCACAUUUAAGUUUGAAUAAGAGGCCUUUGUCAAUAAAUUAAGGAGAAAUACAAGUAUUUUCUUAAGAAAUGUUAUGUGCAGUUGCCUUUUGUAGGAAGCUUUUCUUUAUCCUGCCAACACAUAGUUAGUUAACUUGGUGCGAACUUCGGGGCUUAAUGCGGAACUCAAUUCAAAGCUGAGUCAGCAGAAAAGCAUUUCCCUCUUUUACAGCCACCUGCUACGACACAGAACACAGUGAAUAUGUUUAGAUGCUGCUUUCGGUGCAUUACUGAUUUUGCUAUCUUUGCACUUUGCCAUCAUUGAAAUGUAUCAUGCUGAAAGUCAGCAUCACUUCAUCUGAAGUAUUUCAUUUAAACAAGUUUUGAUUGAUGUGUUUUUAUGUGAGUUGGUUUACUUGUUAUUUCAAAUCAUGAUAGCAGUAUUUAUAUCAUAAAGUAUUUUUAUGAAUGUGUAAUGACAAUGGGGGAGUGAGAUGUGUGUCUUACUAGAGAUGUGAGACAAUCAGCGCUUGCUGCUAACAGGAGUUACAUUUUAAGACUGUCCGAAUGUUGUUAUAUAGCUACCAAAGCCACAAUCUGUAAUAAUGUCAACACAACAAUGGCCUCAAAGCCUUAAAAGUGCCAACUGUGAGAGAGUACCCUAUUUACAGACAUUUCAGUUUGUUGGUUAUAAUGGUUUCACGUCAGCUCUUAUUUUUACCCUAUAGCUCUUUUACUAUUUUAUGAUAACCUUAACGUUUGUGUAUUAAUUUAUCACUCUAAUAAAAUUGUAAACCAUCUGCAAAGUUGUUGCAACCAACACACUUUAGAAAAACACAAUUAUGGAUCGUGGCUUACUUCUGAUUAAGUUGUAUUAAGACGUAACUGAUGCACUGCUGAAAGAAAGUCACACUGGUAUUAAUGAAAAUAAAAAGGGAAGAUGUUUUUGUUUCACAAAAGUUUGCAAGAUCUGAUACUUG